CCUCACCUCCCACUCCCCUCCUGUCUCGUGGUGGCGGCUCCUCCCGCCGGAGGCUGUCGGGCUGCUCUGGAGAAGGGGAGGGGGGAGGGGAGGGGGAGGAGGAAGGCGCUCGGGCUCCCGGGGCGUCGGGGGCGAUGGCGAAGAUCAGGGUGGCUUACGAGUACACGGAAGCGGAGGACAAAAGCAUCCGGCUAGGGUUGUUCCUCAUCAUCUCGGGCAUCGUGUCGCUCUUCAUCUUCGGUUUCUGCUGGCUCAGUCCCGCCCUGCAGGACCUGCAAGCUAAGGCGGCCAACUGCACGGUUCUGUCGGUGCAGCAAAUAGCCGAGGUGUUCGAGUGCACCUUCACCUGUGGCGCCGACUGCCGCGGCACCUCGCAGUACCCCUGCGUCCAGGUCUAUGUCAACAACUCCGAGUCCCACUCCCGGGCGCUGCUGCACCGCGACGAGCACCAGCUGUUAACCAACCCCAAGUGCUCAUAUAUCCCUCCCUGUGAAAGAGAAAAUCAGAAGAAUUUGGAAAGCGUCAUGAGUUGGCAACAGUACUGGGAAGAUGAAAUUGGUUCUCAGCCAUUCACUUGCUAUUUUAAUCAGUAUCAGAGACCUGACGACGUGCUUCUGAAGCGCACCCAUGAUGAGAUCGUCUUGCUGCACUGCUUCCUCUGGCCCCUGGUCACCUUCCUGGUGGGAGUCCUUAUCGUGGUGCUGACCAUCUGUGCCAAGAGCCUGGCCGUCAAAGCUGAAGCCAUGAAAAAGCGCAAGUUCUCCUAGAGGUGAUGCCCCAAGGAAGAAGCCAAAAGUCAGCAGGACGUGAGGGGAAAGGAGACCAAUGCUGCUCUCUUUCCGGUCCCCUCCUCCAACCCCCGCAAAGCAUCCUGGGAAAUGUGGAUGUGACCCAUGGCACCAUGUGACCAUGGCAAGGACUCCUGCCGGAAGGAUCCAGGAGUUCUCUCUGGAAGGCUUGUCUUCCAGGCCGCAGUAACCAAAAGACGUGGAGUGGCACGUUGUAGUAGAUAUUUCCAAGCAAUGGCUCACGUAUUCAGCUCUUAGCUUUGUGGAAUGACCAUUUCAGAAAAUCGUGUAGAUUUCCUUUUAUUUGAAAAACAAACAUUCUGCCAGUCAGUAUGAUGUAGAUUACUAACCAUCAUAACUAAUGCUAUUUAAAAUAUUAAAGCAGAGUGGUCUGAUUCUUUUUUAAUGUCUGCUUUCUAUCCCGAAUGCAGAGUGCUGAGGUAAGCUUUUCUACUUCAUUUAUGUCUCCUAGAUCAAAGUUUCAUUUUUCUGUGAUAGUUUCUGUGCAAGCCUGGACCUAACCAUACUAACCGCCAUCAUUCCUUUUAGAGUAAACUUCCAGUAAUCCCAGUCCCUUCUUUCAAAGCAGCCCCUCGUGGUUCAUUCACAUUGGAAGAAGAAUGCAUUUUUAUGGGCUCCAAUGUUUUUGUGACACUAAAGAUGGGUUCUUGGAUUAGGAAGAGAUCUCCUAAACUUGAAUUCCCUCUGUCCAAAUGUUAGUUCUUGACAGAGAUCUUAUUAAGACCCAAACACUGUCUUUCCACUCCCAGAAAUGUUGGGACUUGUUAGGUAUUCCUCAUGUCAGAGAUAUGGGUGGUGGGAGGAUAUGUAUGUGUGUUCAGGGGACAUGGUUUCUCCCCUCUCUUGGCUUAUAUACUUGGUUCCUACUUAAGAAACUUUCAGGGCAUCCCUCAGUAUCUUAAAACUGACCAUUUCCCAUCUCUCCUUUUUCGAGGCUUACUGUUCAUAUGACAGAGGAAAAUUUUAACAGAAGAAAGAAAGAGACAAAACAACCCUUGAAUGAAUGAUCAUUAGUCUUAAGGAUCCUGAAACACAUUUACUAAAUCUAAAACUAAUGUGGGAAAAAAAAUAAUGAAUGAAUGUGGAUCCACUAAGGCUUAGCUCCUAGGCAACAAAGGUACUGAGAGCAGUUCUACUCUUGUAGCAGAAACAACUGAGCUUAGAGUCUAGUCAAGUGAAAAUACUUUGCCUAGCAAACACUUAUAAGCACUUAAUGAUGGACCAAGUACUGUGCUAGGUCCUUGAGAUACAAAAAUAAAAAUGAAGCAGGCCCGACCCUGAAGGCGCUCUUAGAGAGGACUUGCUAGCACACUCUCUCAUAAAUAUUCCUCCCAGGCCCUUCCCUAGAAGCAUAUGAUUUAUAUGUACAUGUAGGCAGAUACAGAGCUUGGGAUAGAUGUGCCCACAGGCCCUGCGAUGAGCAAUAUAUUAUUAACACCAGCCCCCUUCUCCUUGGGGACACUCUGCCUGCCUGUAAAGUCCAUGUAUAAAUUUAUACAAAGUAAUUUUGGGAAGAGCCACUGGCACUGAAGGGAACAGAAAAGUCCCAUGUUAGAUGGUCCUUGAACUGAGCUUUGAAGGAAAGAGUUAGAAAUGAGGAGCAAAGACGUUUUAGACAUGAGGAGCAGCCUGUAUAAAAACUCAGAGGUGAAGGGCCCAAUGUGAGAAAGAACAAGAAGGCCUUUUUGGCAGGACCACAGCACAUAUAAAGGAAAGUUAUCUAAAAUAAUGCAAUAAAGAAAGGUUGAAACCAAGCAGAGGGGGGCCGUUAAGGACCAAACAGAGGAGUUUUUAACUUAAUGCUUGAGGCAAUUAGGGGGCACUGGAAUUAAUGAACAGGAUCAGAUCUAUGGUUCAGGAACAUGGAUUUGGUAGCUAGAUAGAGGCAGAAUUGUUAAAGGAGGAGGCAAGACAAUGAAAUAAUCUAGAGCCAACCACAGGAGUUGACAGAAGUGAUGUAAGGCAAGGACCAGGAGAUGAGAUAGUAGUAUCAUGAAAACCCAGACAAGAAUCCAUCCAGUGGAAGAAAUUGGUAAACAGUGUCAAAUAGUGCAGAGAGAUGGAGAAGGGUGAGAAUGAAAGGAAUAUUUCAUACUCCUUCAUUCAUAAGGCAAUUAAGAGAUUAUUGGUAACUUUGUAGCGGAUAUGAUUGAUAAGGUUGAAAGACAUUUCAAAGAGUUGAGUGAGAAGUAGAAGAAAUGUUGGAGGAUCAACAGCUUUUUCUAGGAGCUUAGUUCUGAAAGAAGGACAAAUCUGAGCCCAUGGCUUGAGGUGGUACAGUCAAGUGAGGAAUUUUUCCAUUAAAAUAAGAAGUCACCCUAAGGGAACAUCUUCCCCAUCCUUCCCAGUCUUGCUUUCCCAACUCCUCUACUAGGUGAACUCCUUCCCUGUCCAGCUCUGCCUUGAUGCUUCUUGGUAUGAAGGAAGCCUUUUUGCAUCAGCUUCCUCAGCUCUUUUCAGGUGUCCCACCCAGAUGGGAUCUGGAGUCUCUGUCUCCACACCCUCUACAUGCCUAAGACCUUUUCCUCAAGUCUAGACUGAAUUGUUGAUUUAUGGAUGCAUUUUAUACUUUUUGCUCCAGGCAUUUGUGAAACUUAUCCUAGGUUAUCCAGAAUUGCUGAUUAUAUCUCAGUCAUUUAGGGUUAAAAAUACAAGAGUUUCUCUAUGGCCCUCCAAAUUCCUUCCCUUGUUACCCUGUCACAGCUUUCUUGUUGUGGUGCUGGGGGAUGGGGGGGGCCUCUUUUUUUGCUUCCUGUGCCCUAAAAGAGGACCACCCCUUCCACACAACAUCUAGGGUUCUCUGCCUGUUGAUGCCUUCUUUCCUGUGAAGAAGGGAACUUCAUGAGUUCUUCUGGUCUUGUCAAAGCCUGAUUCCCUUUCUUGGUCUCUUUCUUUUUACUCAACUAUUUCCUUCUCCAGUAACUCCCUUCUCACUACCACACACCAUGUAAAUCAGUGGGAACUAAGAGACAGCCAGGCCUAGCCUGGGCUACCAUUGAUAUUCUCGGUACAACCCCCCCCCCCCCGCCCCAGCCCACCCCCCCAAAAAAACAAAAAACUACUGCAGCUUUUAUCUAGGCCACUCCACUCAAAUGUAUACGGUUUGCAAAAUGCUUCCCCUGUAUUACCACCAUUGAGUCUCCUAACAACUCCAGGAGGUAUAUGCUAUCUGGCCACAUUUGACAGGUAAGGAAACGACGGCUAAUGGGGUUAAAUGUCUUGCUUGGUUAUGCUACCAGCAGUAGGUAAUGAAAACAUUCUGUGUUAUCUAUGAGCAAAUGACUGAAAAUCCCACCCCAACCCACUCACUCCAAAAUUGCCACUUUUGAGUCAUUUGGCAUUGAGUGAAUUUCUUGAAUCCAUUGUAUCUAUUUACGCUUGGAAUGAUUAUAGCUUAUUAAAGGCAGCAUGUAGAACUUUUCUGCCUAUAGAAGUCUCUUAGUGAAGAUAAUACAUUGAUCAGAACAUUCUAUUCAACAGCUUGAUGCUCGUGAAUCUAGAUUUAUUCAUCUGUCCGUGUGAGUCCAAAGACUUCAUUUUCUGGAUGAUUUGGGGAAAAUGUAACAAGAAAAUUGGUUUUUUUUCCAAACAUAGCUUUGUAGGUUCCACUUGCCUUCAAUUAGCUAGAACUACAGUUCCUAGGAUCUGAAAGAAAAUAAUUUCUAGUUUGAUGUUAUGCUAUUUCAGGGUUGUAGGAGCUACAUAAGGCAGGAAAUAGUAGACAAUUCUCAAUAUGGAGCCAAUAAGACCUGAGUUCAGUUCAGGGCUUGCUCUGACAUUAAGUAAAUCAUUUCUUGUCUUUUUUUAGCACUAGCUUCCUCAUUUAGAAAGGAGACAUGAUGAUAGAGUGAAAUUACUGGAUCAUUCACACCCCACUCAAACUUUGUAGAGAUCUAAAUAGCAUGAUCCUUGAUGGAAUAUUUCAAAGCACUAGCAAAGGUUUAGAUCCUCCUUGUUUGGUCAGUGCAGUUUACUAAAAGAUAACUAAAAAUCUGAUGCAAUAACUUUAGCAAAAUUUGGAAUUUAUGACAAGCAUCCUUUUUCACAACAUCUGGUCUGGCUCAAAUUAACUUUCACAGAGUAUUUUGGUUUUUUACAGUAUAAAAAAUGAGAUAAAACCAUUGUUAGGAAUGUUGUAAGCAGACAUUUCCUAGCUAUGUGAUCCUGGGCAAGUCACUUAACCCCAGUUGUCUAGCCCUUGCUGCCUUAGAACCAAUACAUGGCAUUGAUUCUGUGCUGGAAGGUAACGGUUAAGAGAAAAAAAAAAGGAAUGUUGUAAAAUAUCAUGAAGAAACUUAGUAAAGAGGUACAAACUGGAGGUCAAAAGGGACAUGAAAGUGAAAAGAAAUUCCAAGAAGUUACUGAAGCAAUUGAAGGAUCAACUACUUUGAGAAAAUUUUGAAAAACAUUUUGCCUAUUGUGAAAGUGUGGCCCAAGCUCAGAAAUACUAUUAUCUACAAGAGUGCCAACAUCAAUUAAUAAGAAUAUAAAGAUCAGAUGGGGAUAAAUUAGAAAAUAUUCCUUUGAUUACUUUAAUCCCCCAUUCCUGAGUCUGGAUUCUCAUGUCCUAACUACUUGAUUCCACCUUAGUUACAUAUGGGGAUGAUCUUAAUCUCACUAUCACUGAGAAGUGUUCCACUUCAACAAUAAAAAUUCCUUCUCUCCUAUUAACCCAUCCUAAGCUUAAUAAUUUGUCUUCACUAAAACCUCUCAUCUCUCCAUCUCUUGGAACUCACUCAGGCACCUCUUCUCUCACCUCACUUUCUUCCUCUCCUGAUCUUAAUCCUAUAAUCAAAAACUUCAAGUCUUCACUGUCCUCUCAAAUCUGUUGCCCUGAUGUUAAUACUCCAUACUUGAGCCCUAAUCCUGAAUUAUUCCCACCAUUUGCUUCCUAAGGUCUUUUUCACAUUCUGUUACCAAAACUAGGAGAAAUCAUGCAAUUGAACCAACUAACCCCUACAAAUUUGCAGUAUAUGCUUUCAACUGAGUCCUCAAGUCAGCAAGAUGAUUCUUGUAUUUCCAUUUAACUGAUUCUUCUCCCACCCCCUGCAGAGGCUGUUCCAACCCAUUUUCUUCUCUAAAUCCUCUAUCGCAUGAUCCCCAUCCUCAGCUGAGGAUCUCACUUCAUAUUCUGAGGUGAGAUCCCCAUAAGAAAAUAAAGACCAUUGCCAUGUACUUCCUCUUGUCCCCUUCUCUGUUUCUCAAAACUUCUUCAUGUUGUCCCUCAAUUUUGCCUCCUUUACUCCAAUCUCCAGUGAAAGAGAUAGCCUUUCUCUUUGUCAACGGCAAACCUUCCUCAUAAGCCCUAGAUUCCACCCCCUCCCAUCUUUCCUGGCACAUUGCCCCCACAGUCAACCUCUCUCUGUCUACUUUUUCAGUUUCUCCUUGAGUCCCGGUUUCUUCCUCAUCGCAGCAGGACCUGGUUUUAUGCAACCAGUCAUGUAAGUAGAAAUCGUGCAUGAUAGCAAACCUCAUUAUUUAACAAGAAUUUCUUAUCCAAACGUACUUAGGCACUUCAUGCCUUUUUUGAGGCUCUUCAAAGCUACCAGCAUCACUACUCGUGUGCUUUGGGGUUGUCUUUUGCCUCUACUUCCUCUCCUCUCCCUCACUUCUCAGACCAUAGCCAUCUGAUGACCAAUUUCAUCACUCAUUUGAAAAUGCUUUCUUCAAAAUUACCAACAAUAUCUCCAGGGACCGACAGCUCUGACACCUGUUGCCUAUCUUCAUCCUUGAUCUCUUUCUGUGCUUUUUAACUGGUGAUUGACCUAUUCUCUUGGAUAUUCCCUCAUUCCAUCAUCUUUUCAUAACACUGCUCUCUUGGGCCUCUUUCUGCCUGUCUGGCCCCUCCAUAGGAUCCUCUGAUGGUUUAUCAUCCUUAGCACACUCUCAGCUAUUGGGGAUGAUUUCUUUAGUUCCUAUAGAUUGAGCGAUCAUUUAUACAAAUUACUUACAGAUUAUUAGCACUAAUGUCUCUGCAGAGCUCCAAGAGUAUUCUGCUGAUUGGAUAUUCCACCUUUGGGUGUUCACCUAACUCGGGCCUUCAUCACCUUUCCUCUGGACUCUUGCAAGAAUAGCCUAACUGGUGCCUACAUCUUAAAUCUCGCCCUUCUCCGAUCCGUCCUACACACCAGUGGGCUGCAUGCAGCCUACGACACUCCUGCAUGUGCCUGAACCAGAUUUAAAUGUCGUUUGGAAAUAUUUAACAAAAUAAAUAAAAAUACAAUAAUGCAUCCAUGACAUAGUUUUCCAAGUCAAUAUGGGACCAGCAGGGAUCCUUGUGUUUGGCUUCCUAGCCCUCACUUCCUUUUGAGCUCGACUCCACUGCUCUAAAUGGCUGCCAAAGUCAUUUUCCUAAUGUGCGAGUUUGAUUAUGGCAGUCGCCUUCCCAAUUAAAUUCCAGUGGUUCACUCUUACCUCUAGAAUCAAAUCUAUACUUUCCUGUGUAGAUCCACAACCUGGCCCCAAACUACAUUUCCAACCUUAUUCUGUAUUAUUCCCCUUCUUGUACUCAGUGGUCCAGCCAAUCUGACCUUGUUGUUCCUCACGAUUGACCCUCCAUUUCCCAUCUCCGUACCUUUACUUUGGCUUCCCCUCAUGCCUGGAAUGAGCACCUACCUCACCUCCCCCCUUAUAAUACUUUGAUUCUUUUAAAAUUCUGCUUAAGUGCCACUCUAUACAUGAUGCCCUUCUUAAUCCCCCAGCUACCAGUGCCUUCCCCACAAAAAAAAUUAUCUUUAUUUUGUAUAUAGUUUGUAUAUAUUUAUGUAUAUGUGUGUUGUCUCAUAGUAUGUGAGCUCCUCGAGGGCAAGGACUUAAAUUUCGUUUGUUCUUGUAUACUGAGCACUUAGCACAGUGCCUGGCACAUAGUAGGUACUUAAUAAAUGAAUGUUUGUUGACGGACCAAUUACUCAGUAUGAUACAUUUCUGUGAUCCUAGAGAGAACCUAUUUACUAAGCAGCUGCUAUUAAAUCAUCUUAUAGAAUCAUGGAAAUCAUAGUUAGAAAGGACCUCAAAUGGCAUGUUGUCUCAUUCACACCUGAGCAAGAUGGGCCUUACAACAUUUUAAAAUAUUCAUUCAGCUUCUGAUUGAAGACCUUCUGUAGUGAAGAACCCGCCAUUGUCCUCCAAUUCUAUACCACCCGUGUGUUAUCCCCCAGGGAAGAUACUUCCUUGGUUAAGUAGAUUUAGUUAGGAUAUUCUGCAUCAUGAUCAGCAAAAAAAUACAUACAGAUAUAAAACCUAUCGGGAAAAUCUGAGAGCUGGCAGAGCCUGGGGCCAAGCUCUGUGCUUUCAGAAAACUGUUAUGUCUUCAUUCCUUCAAGACAGAGAGAGUCAAAUCGCUCUUUUUCCAAUCAGAAGGGAAUCUUGCUUCUGACUUCAUUCUCCCUGAACAUGGGAGGAGAUGAUCAAAAAUCAUAACCUAGACUUGAGAGGGACCUUUGAUAAUCCAGUCUAUCCCUGCCCAAGCUCACAUUUUCAAGAUGAAAACAAUUGAAGGGACGAGAAAGGAAAGGGAAUGUCCAAGGAUACAAAAACAGGAAGUAGCAGAACUGAUAUUUGAACUCCUAUCUUCUGUCUCUAUUCUCUUUGCUAAAAUUAUGCUGUGGCCACCUGCACAUUGCCACUGGAAAUAGUCUGGGAAAGCUACCAAAGUAAUAUAUAACAGUUACUCCAUAUAUACAAGUCCAUGUUUAGUCAUACUUCCUGGUUAACAGCACUCUUAACAUGGCAGUACUUGCACUCCACUGUGGGACCCUAUUGGCAUCUAUACUUGGAAAAUGAGUGUGUGUCUUGGGCCAAGGGUGUGCUACCUUAAAUGCAAGUUCUAGAUCACGAGAGAUUGACUCACCAAGGCAAUUGAUUAAAAAAAUUGUUUUUCUCAGUAUAAAUGACACCAAGGAAAGGGAUAUAAGCAAAUGCUGAGCAAAGGUAUACAGGUACAAUUCUCUAGGUCCAUUAGGACACAGCCAGGUCAAUGACAAUUGCUUAUUUGAAAGGAAAUAAAUUUUAAAAUUUGUCAUCAAAUCUCUUGAUAACAGUUGAUAUAAAGCCUCAAUGCAGGUCUUAGCCAGUCCUUGCACUGAGUCCGUGAGUUAUCCAGAAAAUAAUCAUGCAGCCGAAUCAGACUCUCGGGGCCCAAGCCCUGGGAAAAACCAAAUAAAGCCUAAUAUAUUCCACCCCUUGUUCUUGGUCCUGUCAUAGUCUUAGUCGUGUCAUACUAGUACCAACCUCAGAUUUUUAGAUUUAGAUUUUUAGACCUUGGUUCUAAAUGAGUAAAUGAUACACCAAAAGGGAAUGGUACACAAAGCACAUGACAUGAAAAGAGAAAAAAUAAUGUGUAAAAUUAUACCCACUGUCCAAAGCCAGAAGAAUCAUGGUAUCACCAGACCUGGUGAAACAGUCAUAGAGGAGCCAGAGACUCGUUGAAGAUAGAACUCUAGAACAGCAACCAAGAACAGAAAGUAAGUCACUAGAACAAGGAGGACUUGAGGGAUAGUGCUAGUCUAAAAUGUCUGCAAAAGUAGUAGCAGAAGCAAAAACUAAGGAUCUUAUUUGCAGUUUGUCCCUCGACCCAAGAUAAUAUUUCCUCUCCCUUCUCCCUCCUAUCCUUUUUGUUUUUCUCCUGGUCCUUUGGUGAUCAUCUUCCUCUAACAAGGCCAUCUCCCCCGUAGUGAGUGAGACUUACCUGUGCAGCGAUCCCCAAGUUUCUUUAGAUAGUUCUACCCAUGGCCUAAAGAUAAGAUGGGAAACACCUUUCCAUGGCCUCCUGUCAAGGUCCACUGCCCUGCUCUACUCCUGCUAAGUUCUCCUUAACUUUGGGGGAUAUAAUUUGCCUAAACUGUCCAGAGGAAAAGAUAAAAAUAGUGAGCAACAGGUAGAUGGCUCAAUAGAUUGAGAGCCAGGAAUAGAGACAGGAGGUCCUGGGUUCAAAGUUGGCCUUAGACACUUCCUAGCUGUGGGACCCUGGGCAACCCCCAUUGCCUAGACUUUUACUUCUUCCUUGGAACCAAUACACAGUAUUGAUUCUAAAAUGGAAUGUGAGGGUUGUUUUUUUCUUUUUUAAAUGAUAGUAUAAACUUCACACAUUUCUCCUGGGAUAAAGUACUUGCAUACAAUGAUUUCAAUAUUGGACCUAUCACUCCCAACAAUGUUGAAUUAGGAAACAAAAACAUUCCUUUAUCACCACCAUCCACCUCUUCAAUGUUUUUUUCUUUCCUUUGUUCUUGUUUUUGUUAUUUCUAUAAUCAUAAUUCAUUGAACUGGUUCUUUCUCUCUUUGUUGAUGAGAAUGUUUGAGAUGUGAAUUUUCCCCUAAGGACUAAUUAUUGUCUCAUCACUGUCAUUUUCUUUGAUGAAAAUUACAUAGUGUAUCUCCAAUUUGUUCUUGACUCAUGGAUCCUUAGAAUUAAAUUAUUUUGUCUUUAUCAUAUGUUUGUUUCUUCAAAUGUCUUAUUGAUUAGAAUUUUUAUUGUAUUGUGGUCAGUAAAGAAUGCUUUUAAUAUU
This is a messenger RNA of Monodelphis domestica (gray short-tailed opossum), 10312 nucleotides long. RefSeq names its product potassium calcium-activated channel subfamily M regulatory beta subunit 4 (gene KCNMB4). Gene Ontology annotation, cellular component: membrane; voltage-gated potassium channel complex. The record is from RefSeq and is a predicted model, not a curated record. Gene Ontology annotation, biological process: detection of calcium ion; potassium ion transport. NCBI's taxonomy places the organism in Eukaryota, Metazoa, Chordata, Mammalia, Didelphimorphia, Didelphidae. Gene Ontology annotation, molecular function: calcium-activated potassium channel activity; potassium channel regulator activity.